Stegodyphus dumicola is the source of this 4705-nucleotide messenger RNA. RefSeq names its product NUMB endocytic adaptor protein (gene numb). The record is from RefSeq and is a predicted model, not a curated record. Gene Ontology annotation, cellular component: cytoplasm. Lineage: Eukaryota; Metazoa; Arthropoda; Arachnida; Araneae; Eresidae.
UUUUGUUGUGCCUAAUUCUCAUGCCUUCCGCUCUCAACGCUUCACAUUUUUUCCCUUCCUUUCCCCUUUGAUAUCGGAAUCUUUUUCGAGUGUGUGAGACUGCGCUUUAUAUCGUAAACAAGCCGCGGGAGUUAAGCUUGUGCAUGCGUAAUGAGUCCGAGCCUUGAGCGUAGGUCGAAUGCUAUGCCUGCUAACGAAGGUCGGCCGACUACCCAUCGCGAAUGGAAAUGUUGCUGGAAGUUAAAAAAAAUAAUUAAAAAAAUGGUAUUUUCGUGUCAUUUCUCAUUGGGACAUUCUUCACCAAUUAAAACCUGGCUUCUUAGCAGUUGCCCAAAUUUUCACCCAUCCUGGCAACAGCUUCCAGCAAAAUUUAUUGUGUAAUUAGCAGAUGAGGAACGAAGAGUUCAACUUGCCUGGAGUAGUAAUGGAUCGUCUCAGAAGAAGCUUACGUGAUAGUUUUCGUAAAAAAAAGGACCACAUUCCAGAAUGUAGUAAACCCCACCAGUGGCAAGCAGAUGAGGCUGCAGUCCGUGCUGGUACAUGCAGCUUUCCUGUUAAGUAUCUUGGAUGUGUAGAAGUGUUUGAGUCUAGAGGGAUGCAAGUAUGUGAAGAAGCAUUAAAGGUUUUAAGGAAUUCUCGACGUAGAAUCAUAAAAGGCACUCUGUAUGUCACAGGCGAUGGAUUACGUGUUGUGGAUGAUGAAACAAAGGGCCUUUUAGUAGAUCAGACAAUAGAAAAGGUCUCUUUCUGUGCUCCUGAUCGAAAUCACGAGAGGGGCUUCUCCUAUAUUUGUCGUGAUGGUACCACUCGUAGAUGGAUGUGCCAUGGUUUUCUGUCUCUAAAAGACUCGGGUGAGAGAUUAAGUCAUGCUGUUGGAUGUGCAUUUGCUGUCUGUUUGGAAAGGAAGCAGAAGCGAGACAAGGAAGCUGUAACAGUAAACUAUGAUCCUCAGAAUGCAACCUUCACACGCACUGGAUCUUUCCGUCAGGGUUCCCUAACUGAAAGGCUACAAGACCCACAGGACUGCAAAGUGGCUGAUCCACCUCCUGCCAAACAAGUGCACAAUCCCUAUGCUAUAGAAAGGCCUCAUGCACCCCCAACUAUGUUACAGAGACAAAAUUCUUUCCGAGGAUUCAGCUCCCUUAAUCAAGCAUCUCCCUUCAAGAGACAACUUUCCCUUCGAAUAGCCGACCUGCCAUCCACACAAGAAAGACAGAGGUCGAUGUCGGUUGGAUCUUCAGACAUGAUUGCCCAUCAAAAUGGGAUGUCUGUUACUCCAAUCCCAGAAUCUUCGCCUUUGAUUGAGAGACAGGAUACUAUUAGUACAAUGUGCCAGCAACUUUCCCAAGGAUUAUCAUUUCUUACUAACCACAGUGGUGAUCCCUUUGAACCAGAUGUAUCUCAAGUCCAAAAGAUGGAUGGUUCCUCACGUGCUGAAGAGUGGUUAGCGAGUAGCACAAACAUUGUUCGUAAGAAUUCCUUGGAUAGAGCUAUAACUGUUCCAUUUUCAACUUCUGCCACACUAGGAAUGCCUGCAAAUCAAGUUCCAAUGGGACUAACAUCUAACCUUGCAAAACCUCCUUCUCCCAAAACUAUUCAACCACCUAUACGACGAGCAAGUCCAAAUUUCGCCCACUUACGAAGCAGUUCCCUGGGCUCUGCUGAAAAUUUUCUCACUCAGACCAACUGGAAAGCACCCAGUCAUAUUGGAGGAGAUACAAGUACUAAUAUAUUAGACAUGCAAAGGACUGAGAAAAAAGAAUCUGAGAAAUCCGUAAAUCCUUACGUGGACCCUUUUAAUGUUGAGUGGGUUGAAAUAGACAAGAACAGAAAAAGUAGCACAAACCCUUUUGUUGAGAAUUCAGUGAAAGCUUUUGAAGUUCAUAUGUAAAUUCAUUGCAAUAAGAUAGUUUAUUAAAUUGGAGUUGGUAAUAUUGUAUUGCGGGUGCAUUUUUUGAAAAUCUUUUUUCCAUUUACUUCUUCAUUAAGUUAAUGUGUUCUGCUAUUAACAUAUUUAAUGAAUUUUUUAAAAGCAUGGUAAAUUUCCAGAAUUUCUUUAAUUAAAAUAAUCUCGGUAGUAUUUUUAUCGUUGAUUGCUUCUUAAGAUAAUCUUAAGAUUUACGUGGGUCUUAUUUACCUUUAACUCUAUGAGACAUUUUAUAAAUGUUGUUCAUAAUUACUCUGAGAUACUCAUUUUUAAUUCUGCUUAUGUUAUAUCUUUAUACCUUUCUUGCCCUAUAUUGCCUAAUUUAGUAUUUAUGUAAAUUAAAAAUUCACUUUUAUCUAUGUAUUUUGGAUGAAUUCAGAUAAAAGCAUGCAUAGAUAUAUAUAAUGUGUAAUGUGUUUGAAAGAAUAUGAAAUAAACAUAUUUGUUACCAUCUUAUUUCACAUAUCACUUUUUUUUAUAUUAAAUACUGCUGCAUAAGUAGCUGUAAAAAUACUACUGAGAUGCAUUUAAUUUUCAGAAUGUUUAUUUUUUAUAAUAUUUAUAUGCAUUAAAAUAUCUUCAUGUCUUUCAAAUGUUUCAUUGCAUAAUAUUUAAUUUCUGUGACAUAAUUGUGAUUCUUCUCUCUCUAUAUGCAAAUGAUUAGAAGUUUUAGGUCUAAAUGAAAGUAGAAUAACAAAUAAGUAAACUUCUAGCCUGCUAGACUAGCAAAAUACUCUUUAAGCACUUGUGGAGCAUACAGUAUUGGCAUUUUUUUUAGUGUUAUGUUUCAGAAUUUCAAAAUCUGAUAAUCUUAAUCUAUUUUUGCAAAUGUGCUACUGUUUUUAGAUAUAUAUUGAAUAACUAAUGAAAAUUGUACAUAUUGUAUUCAAUUUGACUAUGAUAAAUGUCAAUUUAUCAUUCUUAUAUUUUUCUAAAGACGACCAUCACUGUUUGGUAUUGUAAUUCCUGCAUUCUCAACUGUGCACAAAAACUGUUUUGCUCUCCAAAUUGUUAUCUGACUUUCAACCUAUAACUUUGUUACUUCCAUUUCAUUUUGAAGUUCUCGUGAUAUUUUAUAGAGAUGCAAUAAUUUUUUAACUCUUUUCAUUCAUCGAGUUCCUUUUGUUUUUUGCACAUCUUUUUCAUGUUUAUUGACUUGCAUUUACAGUUUAUAAAUCAUAAUGCAUUGAAAUUUGAAUUUAAAAGUUCCCUGUUUUCCUCUACCUACAUGAAUGUCAAUCAAAUACUAGAUGUAACACCCGGUGCCAGUGUUAAAAUGUGAUGAUAAUUUAUAAAAUAUAAAAAAUUGCCUGGUAAGAAAAGUAUGUGUGCAGUCUUUGGGGACUUGGAUCAAAAGCUGAGGCUGUGUUGACUUCAGCACUUGAUAAAUUGUGAGGUAAAAGUAUGCUUUAUUUGUUACCAAAAUAUAAAUACAAAAAUGUCAUUCCAUCCUUUUUAGAGGAAAACUGUGUUAGCUGCUAUUACCGUGCCUUCUUGUUUAAAUAAAAAGAGCCAGUAGACACAGUGUUCCUAUUAGAAUGAGUUCUUCUUUUGAUUAAGUAGUUAUUUCUGUGUUUUCAUAUUGCAUGCAAAAAUUAGAGGAACCAUUGAUUAUACAUGGUGAUUAAACAGAAUGAUUAGUAACGUUCUCUUCUUAGAGAAAUUAUUUCAAUUAUACAGCAAUUAAGUAACUUAUUUUAGUAAUAUAUAUGUAAAUAUUUUCAGCUCCUGUUAUGAGUAUUUUGAUUUUUAUCCUGGGAAAAGAAAGGGGUUCAAUCAAAAAUAUUUAAAAAUGUGUAUUAAGAAUCUUUUUAAUAAUUGUCUUUAAAAUUGUGAUAUAUAAAUGAGUUUGAUUGAAAUAGAAAUAUGACAGGAAAAUUAUUUUUUAUUCUUAUUUUAUAAAGUCAUCGAGCUGUGCGAAAGACAUCAGAGUCUUGUAUAUUCUCUGUAAUUUAACAUAUUUAAUUUUAUUGUGGGAUUUUUUAUUCUGCUAUUGUCAGCAUAUAAAAUUUGUUUACUCUUGUUUGAGUAUGUCUUAGAUAUGAGUUGUUUAUGAGUGUAUAUACUUCUCUCUGUGACUUGUAUCUUUUAUGAAAGCACUACAACUAAGUAUGCUUGAGAGAAUUAUUUGUAUUCAUGCUUUGAGUAAACACUUUUUUAAAGAUCUUUUAAUGUUCUAUCUAGCUUAAUCUAUGUUUAUGAAUUCUUUUUACUUUACAAAAUUACUCUGCAGACUUUCAUUUGAAUGGUUACUGCAUGACGUUGUGUGAGCAUGUAUAUUUUAAUUGUUAUUGAACUUGUGAAUUCCAUUGUCAUUCCACUUUUGUGUUUAUUAUGGACUAUAGACUGUUUUGAUAUGUGGCCAACGACAUCGAGCAUAUUGUUAUUCUUUAAAUCCUUGCGACCAAUCUAAUUGCUUGUGAAAUUGUUGAUGCUUGUAAAAAGGUGUGUAAUAUAAAUGACGUGUAUAGUUUUACAAAAAUAGCAACGAUAUAUGUAAAAAAAGUGUGUCUAAUAUUUUUCCUUUACAUUCAUUUUGAUUGCUCACAAAGACUAAUAAGAUGAUGAAAAUAGUGUCAUUGUGUUUUAAAUGCAUUAUGUAAUUACCUUGUAGUUGUCUGUGAAAUGUAGUGUACAUAACUAGCAAUGUCUAAAGCCAUAUCAACACUCUGUUAGUAAUAAGCAUUGUGGUUGCUGUAUACUUUUAGAUCAUGUAGCAUGUUCUGUUAAAUUGUUCAUUGAUAGAAAUAAAACUGUCAACAUUUUUUAUUGAAUGUA